GGCGAGAGACCAAACAAAGAGGAGUGACUAUCACCAGAUUACGAAACAAGAUUUUAUUUCACCCAGAAAGAGUGACUAUCACCAGAGUGAGAAACAAGAUUUUAUUUCACACAGAAGGAGGAGUGACUAUCACCAGAGUGAGAAACAAGAUUUUAUUUCACACAGAAAGAGGAGUGACUAUCACCAGAGUGCGAAACAAGAUUUUAUUUCACCCAGAAAGAGGAGCGAGUAUCACCAGAUCAUGAGGACUUGUCUGAUCAUCAGCCUCAGUCUUAUCACAGUUAUAGCUGAGAUGUCCUUCGGGCAACCCAAGCCAGAGCCCAUUACACUGAAGGCGUUUGCAGGUGGAGCCGUCCUUGUGGCGUGCAGCUCUGCAGCUAGAGGAGGCUCGAGGGACAUGUUCUUCUGCAGGGAUGGGGGGCAACAGAACUGUAUCACAGAUAAAAUCACUCCCGUGAGUGGUAGCAGGCUAUCUCUAUGUAAUGCAGAGAAAGGACCUCCAAAGGUUCUCAUGACACAACUGAGAGUGUCUGAUUCUGCCGUGUAUCAAUGCGGAGUGAAAACACAUCAGAAUACAUACAGAAACACCACCUUCCGUUUAGAGGUGACUGAAGACCCUUUGUAUGGCAAAUCCGUUGACAUCAAUGGCCAAAUGGGAGAAAAUGUCACCAUUAGAUGCCAGUAUCCGGACAAAAACAAAAACACCUUCAAGUAUCUGUACAGGCAGCCCAAUGUGUCGCACUGCGCUAAGCUUGUCUCAUCUGAAGAUGCAAGUGAAGACAGCAGAUAUGAGAUGUUUGAUGAUAAGGAGAGGGGAAUUUUCACGGUGACAUUCCGGAGGCUAACGCUGGAGGAUGCUGCUGGGAUGUACUGGUGUGGAGUAGGAACUGGGAAAUCAACGGGUAGCAGAAGCCUCAUCACACAGGUGAAACUACAUGUCAUCGAUCCAGCACAUCAAAGAGAGAAUGUAACCACAGCAUGCACCACUUCCUGUUUAAGAGAGCAGACACCUGCAGAGACAUCCACACAGCCAGAGACGCUCACGUCUCGCAACAGAGUUGCUCCCGAUUGGACCGUCUCCAUUAUCAUCAUCUCUCUGGUGGGUUUCCUCACUGGACUGGCAGCUUUGCUCCUCUUUAUUUUUUGGAGAAGAAGAACGACUCAGACGAGGCCCAUCUCUUCACCAAACGGACAACCCAAUGGUAGGAGGGGAGACACUGGGGCAGAUCGUGUCUAUGAGGAGAUCAGGGACACCAGCCACCCAAAACCAGCAGCGACUAGCAGCAGCAGCAGCUCAGCAGAGGGUGUUUAUGCCCUUGCCCAGUUACCCUCGCCUGAGGGUGUUUAUGCCCUCACCCAGUUACCCUCGGAGGGCUGCGGCUACUCCACAGUCAGCUUCAACAGGCACUCGAGCAGCCCUGACCACACCAGAGGGACGGUAACCACAAGAGCAGUCAACACUGAAUAUGCUACUAUCCAGUGUCACACAUAAUCUCUCUCUCUCUCUCUCUCUCUCUCUCUCUCUCUCUCUUC
Messenger RNA from Alosa sapidissima (American shad), 1533 nucleotides. RefSeq lists its product as uncharacterized. Gene Ontology annotation, cellular component: plasma membrane. The transcript is spliced from 7 exons. Gene Ontology annotation, molecular function: transmembrane signaling receptor activity. The record is from RefSeq and is a predicted model, not a curated record. The coding region runs from base 242 to 1492 and encodes 416 amino acids. Lineage: Eukaryota; Metazoa; Chordata; Actinopteri; Clupeiformes; Clupeidae.